Phragmites australis (common reed) is the source of this 2491-nucleotide messenger RNA. RefSeq names its product QWRF motif-containing protein 2-like. The coding region runs from base 337 to 2181 and encodes 614 amino acids. Gene Ontology annotation, cellular component: centrosome; cytoplasm; nuclear microtubule. Gene Ontology annotation, biological process: centrosome cycle; spindle assembly. The record is from RefSeq and is a predicted model, not a curated record. The transcript is spliced from 6 exons. NCBI's taxonomy places the organism in Eukaryota, Viridiplantae, Streptophyta, Magnoliopsida, Poales, Poaceae. Gene Ontology annotation, molecular function: microtubule binding.
GGCUGGGAAUGGGGCGGAUUGACGCCGGCGGCGUGGUCUGUUACGCACCCCAGGCCCGCCCCAGCCAUCACCGGCUCACCGCGCGUCAACCUGCUACUUCCGCCGCCCCACCCCAGUCCCCAGGGGAGGGCCACCGCCACGCGACUCAGUUCCUUUAUUCCAUCCGCUUUUCCACUUUUACCCUUGCGACGGACGGACCCAUCCCUUCGCCCAUGUUUCACUUGGCUCCCACUCCACUUCCGCUGCCGUGCCUCCGCUCCGCUCUCCCAUUCUGAAACGAAACCCCAAACCCCAGCAGGACCAAAACCACCGGGAGAUUCUGCAGAUCUGGGCACCAUGGUGGCCGCCGGGGCAGCAGCGGCCGCGCCCCGGCUGAACCCGUCGCCGUCGCCGCACCACCGCCGCGCCGCCUCCGCGCUCUCCCCGGCCAAGUCCAACGCCAACGCCAAAGCCGACGCCGACGCCGACGCCCGGCCCAAGGCCAAGGCCAAGGCCGUCUCCUCCCGCUACCUCCUCGGCCCCUCCUCCAAGUCCACCUCCACCUCCACUUCCACCUCCACCACCACCACCUCGAGCUCCAACUCGACCUCAACCUCGGCCUCCACACCCUCCCGCCGCUUCGCGUCGCCGCUUCCCAGGCGGUCAGUCUCCGUCGACCGCCCGCGCCCGGGCCCGGGCCCGGCGGGCAAUGCCGCCGCAGGAGAGGCCGCGGGGCCCAAUGCGGGCACCACCACCACCACGAGGAGCCUCUCCGUGGCGUUCCAGGGCCGGUCCUUCUCCUUCGAGACCAGCAAGGCGAAGCCUGCCACGUCCCCGUCGCCGGCGCGUCGGCCGGUGGCUUCGGUGGUGGGGGCCACCACGCCAGAGAGGAGGCGGCCUGGUGUGGGUGCAGUGCCGGAGAGGGGGAAGGGGUUUGACGGGGGCCAUAACCACCACAGGUGGCCAGUGUCGGCGAAGGUGUCACAGGGGUUUGAGGGGAAUUCGCUUACCAAGAGCUUGGACUGUUCUUUGCACAAGAGGGACGCGGCUGUCCUUUCAGCUGUCCGGUCGCUUCGGCAGUCCAUGGUGUUCGAAGAAGGGGUGCGGUGUUCUUCGUUUGAUGGUGGGGACUACUUGAUGUCGUCGGACACAGAUAGCGUAUCGUCAGGGAGCAAUUCUGGGUCACAGGAUGCAGGCAUUGGCGUCACCCACAGAGCACGCUUGUCGCCUAAGGGGAUGAGUGUGCCAGCUCGGUUCUUUCAGGAUGCAGCCACCAGCAGGUCACAUCGAUUUGCAGAUCCGGGCACACCAUACUUGACACAUAACUCUGGGUUGGCCACAUCUCCCAGGACAGCACCGGUCAAGAAAUCAUUGUUGAAUGGUUUUGUGUCGUCUUCGUCUCCACUGAAUAGGCCAAUCAGGCAACCUUCACCAAGUAAGCUUACGGGUAAUCCGUCGAGGAGGACGUCAAGCCCAUCUCGGGUGAGGAACUCUGUGGGGUCAAUCACAUCAUCUUGGGAUCAGCAGGGAAGAAGCUCAUCUGGUUAUGGGUUGGAUGGUGAAGUGAGGAGGAGGCGGCAUGGGGGCAGUAAGGCCGACCGUGAGCACCUAUUGAGAAUUUUAUCCAAUAGACAUUUGCAGUGGCGGUGUGUGAAUGCACAGGCUGAUGCUGCACUUGCUGCACAGAAGUUGACUGCAGAGAAAUACUUAUGUGAUGCAUGGAUUACUACCCUAGGGAUGCGUAAAUCUGUUGCUCUUAAGAGGUUCCAGCUACAGUUAUUCCGAAACAAUUGGAAACUCAUGACAGUUCUAAAGGGACAGAUGGCAUAUUUGGAAGAAUGGUCUUUAUUAGAGGGGGAGCAUGCUGAUUCUUUAUCUGGAAUUGUGGAAGCUCUAACUGCCACCAUUUUGUGCCUUCCUGUUACUGACGGAGCAAAGGCUGAUAUCCAAGAUGUGAAAAAUGCUGUUGCCUCUGCAGUAGAUAUCAUGCAAACAAUAGGAAAUUCAAUAUGUACUUUACUGUCUAAGCUAGCUGGAACAAGUAUUUUGGUUUCUGACCUUGCCAAAGUUGCUACUGAAGAGCGCACUUUAAUGGAGCAGUCUAGAGAAUUGCUGUCCACACUUGGAACAAUGCAUGUCAAAUACUGUAGCCUAGAAGGGCAGAGAGUACAGACAACUCAUAGGAGGUCCAAGCAUUCCUAGUUAGACUACUCUAACCCCACUAACUGAAGAAAGUAGGCGCAAUAGCAAAUUCUGGCGGCUUUGCUUGGUUCCCUCUGAGCAAUCGACUCUUCUGAAGAAGCUAUCUAGUCUAGUUCCAGUUGUCUUGGCAUGUUUGUGGUUGUCUAGUUCUGAUUGUUGAGUUGAUCUAUGCAAUGUGUAUAUAGGUGCAUUCUUUGUUUUUAGCUGAGAAUUAGGCCAAAUGCUAAUAGUUAGAUUGGGUUUCUUUUGUUCAUCAGAUGACCUCAUGACCGCCAGUGCAAUGCAAUAUAACUUCUAGUACUUUAGUUUC